This is a messenger RNA of Cataglyphis hispanica, 2923 nucleotides long. RefSeq names its product procollagen-lysine,2-oxoglutarate 5-dioxygenase (gene Plod). Gene Ontology annotation, cellular component: endoplasmic reticulum. The record is from RefSeq and is a predicted model, not a curated record. Gene Ontology annotation, molecular function: procollagen-lysine 5-dioxygenase activity; L-ascorbic acid binding; iron ion binding. NCBI's taxonomy places the organism in Eukaryota, Metazoa, Arthropoda, Insecta, Hymenoptera, Formicidae. Gene Ontology annotation, biological process: peptidyl-lysine hydroxylation. The transcript is spliced from 9 exons. Bases 136 to 2478 code for a protein of 780 amino acids.
AAUAUGCAAAUCAAGAAGUUAUUGAGGUUCCGCAAUAAAAUAACAAUUCAAACAGUUUUCAGUGCAUAAAGAAAAUUAGAUAGAGUGUUACGAUAUAAUACAAUUUGCGGCGUACAUGAUAACAGUUUUAAUAACAUGAAAACACCGAUCUCAAGAAAAUUGAUGCUAUCCAUUGUUCUGUUAUUGUAUCAAGCAAUUUAUCUUGCAGCGAGAAACGAAGAAGAAUGCAAGUUAAAUUAUGAUGUUUACGUGCCUUCGAAUGAACUUCAGUGCCAGGAUAAUGCUUCAAAUAAUGAUUUAUCCGUCAUCGAACGAUACAGACCUACAAAGAAAUUUUGCACGUCAAAUUUUAAUACAACAGAUGUUUUAGUAUUUACGAUCGCAUCCAACGAGACAGAUGGCUUUCAAAGAUAUUUGAGAUCGGUUGAGGUCUACGGAUUUCGUGACAACUUGAAGAUUCUUGGACUAGGCCAGCCCUGGAGAGGCGGUAAUGUCACGUAUUAUGCCGGCGGUGGAUAUAAAAUCAAUCUUCUCAAAAAGGCUUUGGAGGAUUAUCGAAACGAUGAGAAGAAGAUCAUCUUGUUCACCGAUAGUUAUGAUGUGAUAUUUCUUGGCGGUUUAUCUACUAUCGUCGAGCGAUUCCUGGAUACCAAUGCUCGAAUCUUAUUCUCUGCGGAAGCGUUUUGCUGGCCGAAUAAGUCCUUGGCGAUUCAGUAUCCACCUGUAUCUGCGUAUCUAGACAAACAGUAUCUGAAUUCUGGAGGUUUCAUCGGGUACGCGUCCGACAUAUACGAAAUCCUGGAAAAGACGUCGAUCAAAGAUGACGACGAUGAUCAAUUGUUUUAUACGAACAUUUACCUACAGGACGCGCUUAGGAUACGACAUAAAAUCAAGCUGGAUCAUAAAUCCGAAAUAUUCCAGACUCUCUAUGGUGCGGUAGAUGAUGUGGAGCUUAAAUUCAAAGAAGAAGAGGCUUAUCUUGUAAAUAAAGUUUACAACACGGCGCCCUUGAUACUCCACGGCAAUGGGUUGAGCAAGGAUACUUUAAAUUCUAUGGGCAAUUAUUUAGCUCAUGCUUGGACACCGAACGAGGGAUGUUUAGCCUGCUUGGAUCGAACUAUCGAACUUGACAAAAACAAGCCGGAAACAUAUCCGAUUAUUUUAAUAGCUAUAUUCAUUGAAUACCCUACGCCCUUCUUGGAAGAAUUCUUUGAAACUAUUUAUCAUCAAGCCUAUCCAAAAUCAAGACUACAUCUGCUCAUUUACAACAAUGUGCCCUAUCACCAAAACGUGGUCUCUAACUUCUUCGAGAAGUUUAGUCAGGAGUAUCUAAGCGCGAAACAAAUAUUGCCAGAAGACAAAAUCAGCGAAGUUGACGCGAGAAAAUUAGCGCUGGACCAUUGCUUGUUGAAAGAGUGCUCCGGAUAUUUGUCAGUGGACGCGGUCGCGCACUUGGACAAUAAACAUACGUUGAAGUUACUGGUGGAGCAGCAGAGAGGGAUCGUCGCACCUUUACUUAUUCGACCUAAUAAGCUAUGGAGUAACUUUUGGGGCGCCUUAAAUAACGGAUUUUACGCGCGGAGUUUCGAUUACAUGGAGAUAAUAAAUAACAAACGCAGGGGACUGUGGAACGUGCCAUUCGUCUGUAACUGUUACUUGAUCAACGCAACCAUUAUAGCAAACAAGGCGACUCGACCGUCCUAUGAAGAUGCCAGUCAGGAUACGGAAAUAGCCUUCGCUCAGGGAAACCGACAGAGAGGUCUAUUCAUGUACCUCAACAAUAGAUUCGAUUUCGGCCAUCUCGUCAAUCCUGAUACCUACGACAUUCGUCUUACCUACCCGGACAUGUACCAAAUCAUGGACAAUCAGCUGGACUGGGAGAGAAGAUACAUUCAUCCGAAUUAUAGCGAGAACUUUAAUCCCGACAAGAAACCAAUACAGCCAUGUCCCGAUGUUUACUGGUUCCCCAUCUCCACUCUCAGAUUCACCAAGGAACUUAUUGGGAUCGUCGAGACUUUCGGACAAUGGUCCGAUGGAUCUAAUCACGAUCCACGUUUGACGACUGGUUAUGAAAGCGUACCGACUCGUGAUAUUCAUAUGAAUCAAGUUCAAUAUGAACAACAAUGGUUGUACUUUUUGAAAGAAUAUGUUAGACCGUUACAGGAGCUCGUCUUCAUUGGCUACUUUCAUGAUCCACCACGGUCAAUUAUGAAUUUCGUCGUAAGAUACCGCCCGGACGAGCAGCCGUCCUUGCGGCCACAUCACGACUCCUCGACUUAUACUAUCAACAUUGCCUUGAAUGAGGCAGGUGUGGACUACAAAGGCGGUGGAUGCAGGUUUAUUCGAUAUAAUUGCUCCGUCACCGAUACGAAGCCAGGCUGGAUGCUGAUGCAUCCCGGAAGAUUAACACACUAUCACGAGGGAUUGCGAGUGACCGCGGGCACGCGUUAUAUUAUGAUCUCCUUUGUAGAUCCGUGAUGGGAUUCAUCAUGGAACAAAUCUGCAAAUUAUCCAACUGCCAAUAUGAUAAAAAUAUAUGUUAAGAAUAUAAAAAAAAGAAGAAAAAGCGAAUUAUUAAAGAGAAAUAUAAUUCUAUGAACGACAUUCAUUGUUGUCAGUUAAAAAUGUCAAUUGUCAUUGAUGGACUGAAUAGUGCAUUUAACAGAAAUGAAAAUGCUUGAUCAAUGUAUUAUUUUUGUACUUCGAUGUAAAUGCUCAUCUGCGCAUGUUUUUUAUAGUUAGCAGUCGCAGAUUUGUAUAAAAACAAAACUAAAUAUAUUUAUUACAUAUUUUAUGGUAAUAUAUAUGUAUGUAUAAAUUGUAAUAAUAACAUUUAUUAAUAUUUGAACUCAUCAGUCUUCAAAAUAUAUGUGAACGAAUCAUUAAUAUAGUAUAUAAUAAUAAAUGUUAUUAAACAUUGUGA